Molecule: messenger RNA, 786 nt
Organism: Mesorhabditis spiculigera
Lineage: Eukaryota; Metazoa; Nematoda; Chromadorea; Rhabditida; Rhabditidae
Source: the annotation of a GenBank genome assembly
AUGGUCCGCGCCCUACCGCUCGUCGCGCUGCUUUUAGUCGGCGCCUGCCAGGCAGCCACCACAUGGAACAGCACUCAUACGGAUUAUGAGAACUGGAAGAUAUGUCUGACGCGCGACAUCCAGGUCGGCGACGUGCUGAUGAUGAAGGGCAAGCUGGUCCCGAACGCGAACAGGUGGACGUGCAACAUUGAGAUGGAGUCCCGCAACGGCGUCUGGAUCCACGCCGACCAUCGCAUCGUGGCGAAGAACACGGUGUACAACUCGAAAUACCCGGGGCAGAAGUACCCGAAGGAGAUGAACUUUCCCAACAAGAUCCCCUACAAGGGGGGCGACGAGUUCGAGAUCCAUUUCACCAUCCAAUCGAAGAAAAGCACGUUGGUCAGCUACGGCGCUGGGGCUAAGUGGGGCGGAGCCUUGUUCACCCACAGCACGUCGAUCCCGAACCCCGGGCUCGAGAAUAUGAGGAUGAUUAGGUGCGACGGCGACAUGAAGGAAGUGAUGUUCCGCGGAGGUCCUGUUGGGCUGUGUGCAGGCCAAUCGCCUCCUGCACCAGCUCCAACUCCCGCCCAGAAACCGACCGAUGCUCCAACGACAGUCACCGAUGCGGCGACGACCACCCUGCAUACCGUCACAAUUCCCAACAGGAACGAUGGCAAUACCACUGAUGUUACAACAACAACGCCGGCAAAUGGCGGGACCACUGAGCACCCGGUCUUCCCAAAUCAAACGCCGGACAGUAGCCCGGCACCGGCCCCGUGCAGCGGAUACCAGUGUAUGGGCAAGAAA